Messenger RNA from Entrophospora candida, 1248 nucleotides. Lineage: Eukaryota; Fungi; Glomeromycota; Glomeromycetes; Entrophosporales; Entrophosporaceae. The record is from the annotation of a GenBank genome assembly.
AUGGGUAAUUCUCAAUCUCUUAAUCUUCAACCACCAGGAUCCGGUAAAGACGAUAAGAGUAAAGAUGAUAAAGAUAAAGAUAAAAAGAAAAAAUGGGAGCCACCACUUCCCACACUAUUUCCUACAACAAGAUGUCGUCUUAAAUUGUUAAAGAUGGAACGUAUAAAGGAUUAUUUAUUAAUGGAAGAAGAAUUUGUUCAAAAUCAAGAAAGAUUAAAACCACAAGAAGAAAAAGCACAAGAGGAAAGAACAAGAGUUGAUGAUUUGCGUGGAUCACCAAUGGGAGUUGGUACAUUGGAAGAAAUUAUAGAUGAUGACCAUGCGAUUGUUUCAUCUUCUACAGGUCCAGAAUAUUACGUUAGCAUUUUAUCAUUUGUUGAUAAAGAUCUAUUGGAGCCUGGAUGCUCAAUUCUUUUGCAUCACAAGGCCAUGUCUGUUGUUGGAGUACUCCAGGAUGAUACGGAUCCAAUGGUCAGUGUUAUGAAACUUGAGAAAGCGCCCACUGAAUCAUAUGCUGACAUUGGUGGAUUAGAACAACAAAUCCAAGAGAUUAAAGAGUCAGUAGAAUUACCAUUAACACAUCCAGAAUUAUAUGAGGAAAUGGGAAUAAAACCUCCAAAAGGGGUUAUUUUAUAUGGGGUUCCGGGAACAGGUAAAACACUUUUAGCAAAAGCCGUAGCCAAUCAAACAUCAGCUACAUUUUUACGUGUUGUUGGGUCUGAGCUGAUUCAAAAAUAUCUUGGGGAUGGUCCAAAACUUGUACGUGAAUUGUUUCGUGUUGCAGAAGAACAUGCACCAUCAAUAGUAUUUAUUGACGAAAUAGAUGCCAUUGGAACGAAACGUUAUGAAUCAAAUUCUGGGGGCGAGAGAGAAAUUCAAAGAACUAUGUUGGAAUUAUUAAAUCAAUUAGAUGGUUUUGAUUCUAGAGGAGAUGUCGUCAUGGCGACAAAUCGUAUAGAAUCACUUGAUCCUGCUUUGAUUCGCCCAGGACGUAUUGAUCGUAAAAUAGAAUUUCCAUUACCAGAUGUAAAAACUAAAAGAAGGAUUUUUAAUAUACAUACUGGUAGGAUGACUUUAUCAGAUGAUGUAGACCUUGAAGAAUUUGUCAUGUCUAAGGAUGAUUUAAGCGGUGCAGAUAUUAAGGCUAUCUGUACUGAAGCAGGCUUAUUAGCGCUUCGAGAACGACGUAUGAAAGUGGUUGCAGAAGAUUUAAGGAAGGCAAAAGAAAAGGUUUUAUACCCCCUCUAG